Messenger RNA from Periophthalmus magnuspinnatus, 876 nucleotides. RefSeq names its product tropomyosin alpha-3 chain-like. The record is from RefSeq and is a predicted model, not a curated record. Gene Ontology annotation, molecular function: actin filament binding. The coding region runs from base 1 to 876 and encodes 291 amino acids. The transcript is spliced from 9 exons. NCBI's taxonomy places the organism in Eukaryota, Metazoa, Chordata, Actinopteri, Gobiiformes, Gobiidae. Gene Ontology annotation, cellular component: actin filament. Gene Ontology annotation, biological process: actin filament organization; muscle contraction.
AUGUGGUGGGUGGAGCUGCGUGCAGGGGGUGUUUUUAAAAAGCGGCUUCGGUCCCGCGCGCGACAGUCCCGAACCGAGACUGAGUUCAGGACCCAGGUUUCAGGACCCAGAAGCCAGGACCCAGAAUCCAGGACCUGCGCCACCUCUGUCAACGCUGUGACCGCCAUAGUCACAAACAGAUUCAUGAUGGAGGUCAUAAAGAAGAAGAUGAGUCAGUGUAAGGAGCAACUCGAGAGAGCCCAGGCCACAGAAGCUAGACUGGAGAGAGAACUGCACGAGGAGAGAUGUCGCAGGGCAGAGGUGGAGAAGGAGGUGUCUGUUCUCUCUCAGAAGCUGCAGGACACUGAGGACAAACUGGACUCUGUGCAGCAGAGACUCAAGACGUCGACGCUUAAAGUCACAGAGGCAGAGAGGAGAGCGGAUGAGAACAAGUGGAAGAGGAAGGCGUAUCUGAACACAAAUCUGCAAAAUGAGGAGCGACUGGACAAACUGGAGCUGCAACUUAGAGAGACGCAGUGGAUCGCUCAAGAGGCACAGAGGAAGCAUAGUGAGUGUCAGGAUAAAGUCCAGCUGGUGGAGGAGGAGGUGGACGGAGCUGAGCAGCGCGCCCAACACGCACAGAUGAAGCAGAGGAUUCUUGAGGACCAGCUCAGAGUUUUGGAACAGUCAUUGAAAAGUCUACAAGCUUCAGGCGAGAAGUUUUCUCUGAGCACCUGUUUGGACGAGAAUUUACGACAACUCAUAGACAAAGUGCAGCAGGCUGAGUUCAGAGCUGAGAACUCUGAGAGGAAAAGGACAAAUCUGAAGGAGACCAUUGACCAACUCGAAGAGUUUUCUGAGGCCGAACGGAGGGUUAUCAAAGUUUACACGAUUUAA